AGAUCGGACAUUGUAUACCCAAGUUACAACAACUUCCUGUUUCAUGGCAAAACAUCGAACUUUGUCAGGCCGCCACAGACACGCCCUUUAGCAAAAACUCUAGAUCUUCGCAAUUUAAUGUCACAAACGCCUUUAGAUUACACUGACCAAAUAUGAUAUUGAUCUGAUUAAAGCUCUAGGAGCAGUUCAUUAAAGUACAAUGUCUGGAAAUGGCAAAAACAGCUAAAAUUUUGCAGAGAAAAUUAAAAAUUUCUCACUUCCUGUUGGGUUUUCAGUUUUUGCACCCAGGGACUUUUUUUGUAGGGAUUGGGCUGUUACAUGUCUAUACUAAAUUUUGUCGCAUGAAGGGCGCUUAAUUGAAAUAUUGUAGGUAGUGCUAUCAAGCCAUUUUGCCACACCUAAUACUGAGACCCUUAUCAGACAUAAAUUUUCACCAAUUCUGAUGCGUGUGCAAAGUUUCAUGAGUUUUCGAGCAUGUUUAGGCCCUCAAAAAUGCGAUUCCUUUCAGAGAAGAAUAAUUGACAGUAGGGUUGCCACCUUCAAUACAGAAAAAUAAGGGACGCCUGCCGCAGCGCCUGCCACACCCCUCGGGGCCACGAUGACCACAGUCCUGAUGGCGUGCCAGUGGUGGUAUAUCAUAACUUAAAACAUGUUUUCAUUAAAAUAUUAAGAUUGAUACCAAUGGACAUUAUAAUAAGAUAUCUGCUAUUGAAAUCAGUGUGAACAGAUGCAAUCAGUCUCUCACUAUCACAACUUAAGUGGUCAUAUUGAAUACACAGCUAUGACAAUAAUAAACAUAGGCCAACACCUGCGUUAACUCAGCUGCUGUAACCCAGAGGGGAGUAUAAGAAAUUGCUAAUUAACUCGAGUAAUUUUAUAUUAAAUAUGUAUUAAAUAUAUCUCUCUUAACUCUUAUUAAAGUAAUGCUUAUGUGUCUGACUGUACAACUUAACCUUAAUAAACAAAUCAUACCAUAACAUGAUUAAUGUACAUUAUUAACAUUAUUUAUUAAUAGGCAGUGUCCCGCCCUCCUCUGACUCUGAUUGCCCGUGAUUCACGGCCCGUGAACCUGAAACAAACCAAUCAAACCAACGAUGGCAGCGAGUAUUACCCAAUCAGGGGCAGAAUAGGACACGUCUUCACACAAUGAUUUGCAUGGGAUGCUGCAUAAUGUGGACCUAUGUAAAAUACGGGACAAAUCGCGUCCCGUAUUGACUUGAUACGGGGCUCGUCAUUUUGCCUGUAAAUACGGGACGAUUCCGUAUUUCACGGGACGGGUGGCAACCCUAAUUGACAGAGCAAUUACAAUAGGGUCUUCACACCAUCGGUGCUCGGGCCCUAAUAAAUUUAGUUCAAUAUGAAGUCAUAUAAAACUUCAGAAUCAUUAAUUUUUAAAAUCUUUUCCUUGCUCAGCACACAAUGUGUUUCAUUUCAUAUCAGAAGAAGUCCAUACCCAAAAGCUGAGUCUGUACAGGCAGAUCUAACAUCAGAACUCUUCGAGUCAGAGUUCAGAGCUCAACUUGAUCGCUGAAUCGACGGCAGUGUAUUGUUCCACAGGCAUUAUCCUGAGAAAUACAAGGACUUUCUGUUGAUCUCACAAUGGCAAGACGAGGUACUAAAAGAAAGCAUGAUAACAAAUCAUCUGACUCGAGUGUAGAAUCACCGCUGACAACAGGUACUAAAAGAAAGCGUGAUCACGAAUCAUCUGACUCGAGUGUAGAGUCACCGCUGACAACAGAUAUGGAGAUCAUGUUGAAGGCAAAGCAAAUCAUGAAAAGAGUCACUGACAACUUAGUACACACAAUCAUUAUGCAAGGAGACAUCAUUUCAAAGAUAAAUAAAAUGAAUAAUGUCAGCAGGAAGAAGGCAACCAUUGGGAGUUUUGGAAAAUCAGGUGAAGGGAAGAGCUCUCUAUUAAGUGCAGUCUUGGGUAAAAGGAAUCUUCUGCCAUCUGGUUGUUUUGGUGCCUGUACACCUGUUGUUAUUCAGGUGGAAGCCAAUCUGACUGACUCCAACUACAUAGCAGAGAUUCAUCUCGUCUCUGAAGAGGAUUGGGAGAAAGAGCUCAAAGAUCUUUUCACAGUUUUAUCAGAGGCGAGGACAAGUGACAGUGAGGAGGACAUGAAUGACAACUUGGUUGAAGUUGCUGAAGAAAAGAUCACUGCGCUGUAUGGAGCUGAUGCAGAUAAAAAAACAUUAGAAGAGCUCAAGAAUGUUGAAAAAUAUGCUGAGAUUAAAACCUUUUUGUCCACUUGUGAGGACAAUAUGAAAACAAUCUCAAAAAGUGAUGUCUCUAAAUUUGCCAAUGACAUUUCAUGUUACAUACUGAGAAGUCAGUCGAGUCCUGGUGGCUGGUACUGGCCGCUUGUGAAGAGUGUGACGAUCAAGAUUCCAGAUUGUCGUGAACUUCUGGAACACAUUGUGCUUGUUGAUCUUCCUGGGACUGGAGACUGCAAUAAGAUUAGAGAUGAUAUGUGGAAAUCUAAACUGAGAGAUUGCUCUUCUGUGUGGAUUGUAAGUGAUGUCAAGCGAGCAGUCACUGACAAAGACCCCUGGGGGAUUUUAAAGCACUGCGUUGAAGAACUGGGACCAGGAGGAGAGUGCAAAAGCAUCAACUUCAUCUGCACAAAGACUGAUGAUAUCAAUCCAGCAGCCUAUAUAAGGGCUGAACGGCUUACUAUAGACCACAAUUUAGAAGACAAGGAUCAGAAAAAAGUGUGCAUACUUCAUAGAAAUGAUCAUGCCAAGACAAGGAUGAAAGAAAAGUUUGAAAUUUCUGAAAUCAAGAAAAGAUUCAGCAAUGUUUUUCUUCAAGUAUUUACUGUAAGCUCCAAUGCAUUCUUCGACACCAAUUUAAAUUUGGAAAGUAUCGAAACAGAAAUCCCAAAGCUGCAGGAUGAUCUGAGGAUUCUUAACAAGAACAUUAACAGAGAACUGACCAGAGAUUAUGUCAAUGAAGCAAAAGGAGUUUUAUCCUUGAUCCAAAGUGUCCAACUGGAUACAGACAAGAAAACGGCUGAGACAAAAGACAAAAUCUACACGGAAUUAGAGAAGAACCUAAAGAAGGCACUGAAGGAAUUGGACAGUUGUUUUGACACCAUUUAUAAUGAUCUGGAGCAGCGUCUCUCAAACGGAGUGAAGGAAUCAGUGCAAUUGUGUGUUGCUUCCACAAAAGCAAUGAUAUCCCCUAAUAUAGAUAAAAGAGGAUUCCAUAAAAUCCUUCAAGCUUUGUGCAAGAAUGGCGGAUGCUACUGGUCGAAAAAUUGGGAUGUAAUCCUAGAUCUGAACAAGCAACUGACCAGACACAUGCAUGAAUAUAUUAACGAAUAUUUCAAUCUGAUUUUCCCUGUGACUGGAACAACAGGAAAGUCAGUGCAAGAGCAGAUUGACAAAUUCAGUAUCAUCCAGAAUGACUCUGCUUCCCCUGGAUCUCCCAUAUUACAUCACAUUCAGAACUUCAUCAAAACAGAGGAAACAAAGCUGAAGGCAUCACUCAAAAGAGACGUUGUUGAUGCAAAGAAGCAGAUCUACUCAUCAAUCCAAAUAACCAUUAAGAAGGAAAUGUCUUCUUGCUAUGAAGAAGCUGCAGCAGUGACUGGAAUCGGAUCCAUGAAGAAAAGGCAAGAACUGCUAAUAACCACAGUCGAUAAGAUGAAACAUAACAUGUUCAAGAAGGCAAAAACUGAAGUGCUUAAAAAGUUACAAAAAUUAAAGCUGUACAUAAAGGAUGCUCUUGAAUCAGAACUAAAGAGAUCAAUGAAACUCUCACUGUCACAAACCAGCAAAAUCAAAUUGAUGGAUGUCUCAAAAGAGACUGAACUGCUGGAGAGACUUUCAGAGCAACUGUCAGACUGAGGUCAUCAAGCAAUAAAAGGCCCAAGAGAAGAAGUAGAAUUAACAUGAACAUAUGUAACACAUUUUCAGUAAAUGUUUUCAUUAGUUUUACAUUAUAGAUUUUAUUGCUUUACUCACAUUAAUGUGUUGGUUUCUUAAAUGGUUCACUUUCAUCAAAUUUCUUUGAACAUUGGGUUUUAUUUUAGUUUUUAGUGAAAGCUGCAUGAUACACAAACUGUGCAUUGAUUUAUUGCCCUUUUUUUUACAACCAAGAUUUUUUUUUAAUAUAGUUCAAUCUUUUUUAUUGUGACAGUUUACAGCAAGAAAUGGAAAUGCCAUUUAAGCUUAGUGCAGCUGUCCCAUUUACAAGAACUUGAGUGGAGUAGGUGAUUCAUUUAGAUGGGAAUAAAGCAAGAGUCUUUUUAUGCAACAGUACAAAACAGAUCUGUUGCUUUUUUACAUUGUUAGUGUAACGAAUGCAGUUUUAUUCACAUCUCGUGUACAUCUUUAAUCUUUGAAAUUUCUUGAUUUUUUUUAGCAUUAAAGUAAAUGCAUUUCAUAAUAUCUGUCAGCAAAUAUUUGUGAUGGCUUGGAACAACUGUAAGCCAUUUUGCCUUCCACUCACCUGAUCAUGAGCAGAAAUGCUGAAACACUGCAGUCACAGACACUUACAGCUCUCAAUUCAAACAGAAAGAGCUAUGGUGACCAGGUAACAGCAGACAAAGCAACAUCAUCUGGAGUUCACAAGUGGUGAGAUGAAGAGCAAGUCUCUCUCUUAUCGUUCUCUUAUCGCACAAAUGUGGCAUUUUUUGUAUUUGGCUUUAAGUAAUUGCAAAUAUGUUGUUAAAAAGGUAUGCAAAGAGUGCUACUUGGGUAUAAAGUUAAACAUACUGGUGCUUUUAUAGGUAAGGAAUGUUCAGUUUAAUCUUUAAGUGCUUUAGACUACUCUUCUUGUAUUAAAUCAUUAUUAUUUUUUUUUUAUUGAAAUUUAGAUUUUGAUUUAAUUGCCAAUAAAUGAUAAAAACAAA
Molecule: messenger RNA, 4862 nt
Organism: Megalobrama amblycephala (Wuchang bream)
Lineage: Eukaryota; Metazoa; Chordata; Actinopteri; Cypriniformes; Xenocyprididae
Product: nuclear GTPase SLIP-GC-like
Exons: 19
Coding region: 1600-3855 (751 amino acids)
Molecular function (GO): GTPase activity
Source: RefSeq, a predicted model, not a curated record